Molecule: messenger RNA, 4207 nt
Organism: Nannospalax galili (Upper Galilee mountains blind mole rat)
Lineage: Eukaryota; Metazoa; Chordata; Mammalia; Rodentia; Spalacidae
Gene: Htr2c
Product: 5-hydroxytryptamine receptor 2C
Exons: 6
Coding region: 455-1834 (459 amino acids)
Biological process (GO): locomotory behavior; chemical synaptic transmission; feeding behavior
Cellular component (GO): plasma membrane; dendrite
Molecular function (GO): neurotransmitter receptor activity; G protein-coupled serotonin receptor activity
Source: RefSeq, a predicted model, not a curated record
GGGGCCAUCGAAGAAGAAUUAAGCGAUUGGCGCGGUGAUGCUGGAGGUGUCAGUUACUAAGCUAGGGUAGGAUAGUGGAAUCACACCAGCUAAACCUUGCCGGGAGGCGCACGGUCGCCCACUGGAGGUCGACUUGCAGGCGCUUCCCAUCUCGCCGAGCUCCCUCCGUUCUUUUCUUCCUCUGCUGAGAGGCCAGGUUGCGGCGCGCAGCUCAGCGCAGCGCACCGACUGCCGCGGGCUCCGCUGGGCGAUUGCAGCCGAGUCCGUUUCUCGUCUAGCUGCCGCCGCGGCGACCGCUGCUUGAUCUUCCUCCCGGACGCUAGUGGGUUGUCAUCUAAUACCUGCGAGCAUAGGCCAACGAACACCAUUCUUCCAAAUUUAACUGUAAUGAAUCCAACCUCUUAAUUUCUCAGUUCUCAAUUUGAACCUGUGGUUGCUUAAACCUGAAGCAAUCAUGGUGAACCUGAGCAACGUGGUGCGCUCGUUCCUUGUGCACCUAAUUGGCCUAUUGGUUUGGCAAUUCGAUAUUUCUAUAAGUCCAGUAGCUGCUCUAGUAACUGACAUUUUCAAUACCUCCGAUGGUGGACGCUUACUUAAUUUCCCGGACGGGGUACAAAACUGGCCAGCACUUUCAAUCGUCGUAAUCAUUAUCAUGACAAUAGGUGGCAAUAUUCUCGUUAUCAUGGCAGUAAGCAUGGAGAAGAAACUGCACAAUGCCACCAAUUACUUCUUAAUGUCCCUAGCCAUUGCUGAUAUGCUGGUGGGACUACUUGUCAUGCCCAUAUCUCUGCUUGCAAUUCUUUAUGAUUAUGUCUGGCCAUUACCUAGAUAUUUGUGCCCCGUCUGGAUUUCUUUAGAUGUUUUAUUUUCUACUGCGUCCAUCAUGCACCUCUGCGCUAUAUCGCUGGAUCGGUAUGUAGCAAUACGUAAUCCUAUUGAGCAUAGCCGGUUCAAUUCGCGGACUAAGGCCAUCAUGAAGAUUGCUAUUGUUUGGGCAAUUUCGAUAGGUGUUUCAGUCCCUAUCCCAGUGAUUGGACUGAGGGAUGAAGAGAAAGUGUUCGUGAACAAUACCACGUGCGUGCUCAACGACCCAAACUUCGUUCUUAUCGGAUCCUUCGUGGCUUUCUUCAUCCCACUGACGAUCAUGGUGAUCACCUACUUCCUGACGAUCUACGUACUGCGCCGUCAAGCUUUGAUGUUACUCCGAGGUCACACCGAGGAGGACCUGCAUAAAAUCAGCCUGAAUUUUCUGAAGUGCUGCAAGAGGAAUGCCGAUGAAGAGAGUCCUGCGAAUCCCACUCAAGAUCAAAACCCACGUCCAAAGAAGAAGAAAGAAAAACGUCCUAGGGGCACCAUGCAGGCAAUCAACAACGAAAAGAAAGCUUCCAAAGUCCUUGGCAUUGUAUUCUUUGUGUUUCUGAUCAUGUGGUGCCCCUUUUUCAUUACCAAUAUCCUGUCUGUUCUUUGUGGGAAGGCUUGUAACCAAAAGCUGAUGGAGAAGCUUCUGAAUGUGUUUGUUUGGAUCGGCUAUGUUUGUUCAGGAAUCAAUCCUUUGGUGUAUACUCUCUUCAACAAAAUUUACCGAAGAGCUUUCUCCAACUAUUUGCGUUGCAAUUACAAGGCACAGAAAAAGCCUCCUGUCAGACAGAUCCCUAGAGUUGCUGCCACUGCUUUGUCUGGGAGGGAGCUCAAUGUUAAUAUGUAUCGGCAUAGUAAUGAACCUGCUAUUAGAAAAGCUAAUGAUGCUGAGCCUGGCAUAGAGAUGCAAGUGGAGAAUUUAGAGCUGCCAGUCAAUCCCUCCAAUGUGGUCAGUGAAAGGAUUAGCAGUGUGUAAGCAAGAGCAGCACAGCCUUCCUACAGGGAAGCUACAGAUGUAGGAAUAUUUUCUCUUUUGAUUAUCCUUUGGGUCAUACAUAACUAAUGUAAAUACUAAUGUGUGACAAAACGGUGUUUUUAUAUAUAGCUUUGCAACCCUGUACUUACAAUCACGCAUUAAUAGUGAGAUUUAGGGUUCCAUAUUUACUGUUUAUAAUAGAUGGAGACUGAGUUAUUUUGAUUUCUUGAUGAAUAGUGUUUGUGUUUUUCUUUCCCUUCCUUCCUUGUUCCUUUCCUUCCUUACUCCUUCUUUCCUUUCUUCCUUCCUGUCUCUGUUUCUUUUAAGAAUGUAAAAAUGUUAAUGUUCAUCUCAGGUGGCAUUUGCAGGAGACCAGAGUGAUGUACAUGACCAUGGUGAUAUUUCACACUACACCCAAAUUGACAGAUUCAAUGGUAUCUUUUCCGGGUUAACAGUAAAUAAGGACUUUAAAUUCUCUGUCUGCUCAUCUACACAAGUAAAUACAGUAACAUAGGUUCUGCCUUGUGAAAAAAAAAGUUCAUCAGUGAAUCAAAGGCUGAACUAAGCCUUCUCUUUACAUAUCGACGCAAAAUUUGACAUUGUCAGAAUGUUGUGUCAGUAUUUCUGCUGCAAUGUCUGUCCCCGAACAUAGUGGUAUUUUAACAUAGCAGCUGGUUAACCGGGACUACAGAAGUGGAAGGAUAAUAAAGAGAUACAUGUACCAAACAGCUUUUCACUUCUUAAGGACAAUGUUCAAAUUCUGAUUACUCCAACAAGCAAACUGGAAUUAGUGUUGUCAUUCUGGUCCUUAGUAAAUACCUAAUUCCACAACUGAACUGGGAAAUGAGAUUCCAGAGUUAUUUCCCAUUCCAGGAUUCAACAUCAAUUGGGUUUUGAUCUCGGAAUUCUGGAAAUUCGUGUGCUACACACAAAGUAAAAUUUGCAUUUUGAGCCUUAUUAAAAUAUUUUCUUAAUUAUGGUACCUCUAUCUAUAGGACCCAAUUUAGCAGUCCAUGUUUAAGUAAAACUAGUGUGAGAAAGGUAGAUAACAAAAGCCUUGGGAGUUUUACUUGAUUAAGGACUACCGAAUUAGGCCCUUAGAAUGUGAAAAAAGAAAUUAAAAAGACGCUUUUACUGAACUCUGGGAAGAAGAGAAAUACGGAGUUUCCAUUUGGAUUAAAAAAAAAAAUAUCUCAUUUUCAGAUCCUUCCAAACUCUCUAGUGCGGGAAAAAGCUGCAGCUAAUUGUGAACGUGGCAAGCUCUCCAUUGUGCUGCAAUUAUGUACCAGAAAUUUAAAUCUUUGUUAAAAUAUAGUGUUGUGUUACAAUAAGUGUUGGCCAUCAUUUCAUUCCUGGGCCUGCUGCUCUCUAAGAAUUAAGUAUCAUUUUAAUAGUUUGUAAACCAUGAAAGGUUUGCAAACAUUGCUAAAGUCAGACCAUUAAAUCUAUGCUGUGUGCAGAGUAUACAAGUGUUCCCAGUAACUAUGUUUCCAUGUGUGUCCAUUUCGCACAACUGUGGCUAAAGUUCUGAAGAAUUCAUGAUGCUAUUUCUAUGCCUGACAGUUACUUGCACACCUUGGAGUGUGCCUCUUAGUAUCUUAAAAUUGGUGAAUGCAGAAUCUGAAUUUCUAAAGCUCCUGGAGUGUGUUCUCAACAUACAGCAUAGAUAAAUCCAACAGUCUGCCACAGGGGCAGUGGGAGGGCAGCUGUAUUUGAGGAAACUCAAACAGUCUCUAUUCAAUCUACAACACUGCCAAAUGUCAGUCAAUUGCUUGAGCAUGCCCAACCAUAAUAUGAAAGUGAAGUCUACCUGCCUGUUAGGUCAGUUGAACUGCAUGUUAAAACAAUUACCUGAAAUUGAAUAAUAUGAUCCAAUUCCUACUGAAAUGAAGAUGUCCAAAGAAACACAGCAUGCAUUUUGCAUGAAUUCUGCACUUACAGAUGGUGCUGUGCAUGUACGCCAAGUAUGUUGCAUGAAUCCACUGAUCCGUAUUAAUGUAUGGCAGAGUAGGCGAUAUAAAAAGCCUGGAGAAAAACCCUUCAGCAGUCCCUAAAGGGCAUUCAGAUCUGAAGUUUUGUAUUAGAGAAAAUUGGAAACAUCUGAUUUCUUUCUUAACUAUCAGGGCAAGCUCAUAGCACAUGUUUUACAGAGAAAGUAUAAACCACGGAUUUCCAAAAGCAGUAGCAAUAAGUUGAAUGAUAAUAGCUUAUAGCACAUUCGUUAAGAAUUCUUACAUCAUCAAGUAGUAGUACUUCAUAGUACCCAACACAGUAAUUAUCCUCAACUUGUGUGCUAUUUGUAAGUUCUGUGCAGUUUGGUAUGAAACAAAUAUAUUCAUUUGGAUAUAAAUCUUACAGUUCAAUGUAAAAUCU